AUGAGUCAAAGGCCGAUUCCGGGCCAAGAGGAGCCCAGAGGCAAAAGAUCAGCCCCAAGGGAAGGGGGAGGGGCAGGCGCCACAACUAAGGGAUCCUGGGCUCCAGGUUCGAGAAUUGCGGUGAAGACGACGCCCAGUUUAUCGGGCCGCCCUGGAAUGAGAGAUCACCAUGAAUCUAUGACCGAUGGCUUGAGGGCGGAGCUGGACCAGCUACCAGGGUGGACAUGGCACUAG
Molecule: messenger RNA, 234 nt
Organism: Aspergillus niger
Lineage: Eukaryota; Fungi; Ascomycota; Eurotiomycetes; Eurotiales; Aspergillaceae
Exons: 2
Coding region: 1-234 (77 amino acids)
Source: RefSeq, a predicted model, not a curated record